Molecule: messenger RNA, 1325 nt
Organism: Ipomoea nil (Japanese morning glory)
Lineage: Eukaryota; Viridiplantae; Streptophyta; Magnoliopsida; Solanales; Convolvulaceae
Product: probable cysteine protease RD19D
Exons: 4
Coding region: 82-1197 (371 amino acids)
Cellular component (GO): lysosome
Molecular function (GO): cysteine-type endopeptidase activity
Source: RefSeq, a predicted model, not a curated record
UCACGAUGCAUUCAAACCGAUAAAGCGGCCGGACCGCCGGAAUAAACUAAUUUGAGUAGCAGGAUUGCCGGAGGGGGUCUAAUGUACGCACAACUCCUCGCCGUUCUAACGUGCGCACAUCUCGCGUUCGCUUCAUCAGCCUCCCAGGGCUUAAAUAUCCGACAGGUGACCGACGAUGAAAUCCCCGCCGCCGGCGAAAACCUCCUCGGCACCGCCACCGAGGUGAGGUUCAAAUCCUUCAUGCAGGAGCACGGAAAAGAGUACGCUACACACGAAGAAUACGUGUACCGCCUCGGAGUGUUCGCGAAGAACCUGAUCAGGGCGGCGGAGCACCAAAUCCUGGACCCCACAGCCGUCCACGGCGUCACUCGAUUCUCCGACCUUACCCCGAAUGAGUUUGAAAAGAUGUAUAUGGGAGUACUCAAAGUCCCUGGCCGGGCUUCCUUACUGGGCGGCAAAGCGGAGGCGCCACGGUUGGACGUGAGUGGCUUGCCGGAAACUUUUGACUGGAGGGAUAAAGGCGCCGUUACUGAAGUCAAGAUGCAGGGGUCUUGUGGGUCAUGUUGGGCAUUUAGCACCACUGGAGCCAUUGAAGGAGCCAACUUCAUUGCAACUGGGAAGCUGCUUAAUCUCAGCGAGCAACAGCUUGUAGAUUGUGAUCACACGUGUGAUAUAAAGGACAAGAGCGCCUGUGACGAUGGAUGCUCAGGCGGCCUGAUGACAAAUGCUUACGAGUACCUGAUCGAGUCUGGAGGCAUAGAAGAAGAGGCUUCUUACCCUUACACGGGGAAGGGCGGAGAUUGCAGAUUUGAAUCGGAGAAAGUAGCAGUCAAAGUUGGGAAUUUCACCAAUCUCCCUGCCGAUGAGGACCAAAUGGCCGCAUAUUUAGUAAAUCAUGGCCCUCUUGCAGUUGGGAUAAAUGCGGUGUAUAUGCACACAUACAUGGGAGGAGUUUCGUGCCCUCUUAUUUGCAGCAAGAAACGGCUCAACCAUGGCGUUCUCCUGGUUGGUUAUGGUAAAAAGGGAUUCUCCAUUCUGAGAUUAGGGUUCAAGCCGUACUGGAUUAUCAAGAACUCGUGGGGAAAGGACUGGGGAGAGGAAGGGUAUUUCCGGAUGUGCAGAGGGCACGGCAUGUGUGGAAUCAGCAACAUGGUCUCCGCCGUGAUGACCCGACCCGGUAGCUAUAUCGCAUCUUAAGGCCGCGCGCCGCGGCAUGUAACGUACUUUAAUUUCGUGUUAAAAUUUAAAAAUAAUGUUAGUUAUAGCAUUAGUCAAUGUGAGUUUCUAUAUAUAUAUAUAUAUAUAUACUAGCCUGGUUUGUAUCA